UUCUCAAUGGGGAACAGGCCUACAAAAGUUUAGGGAGGGAAACUUUGUGCUGGUAUCCACCCCGAGAUUGAUAUUGAUUGCGAGCACGCGGGACUGGUGUCGGACAGUUAGAGGCGAAACGUACGUCGAGAGAGAACAGGAGGGCAAUCGCUAAGUAAAAUAAAAGAGAAAUGCCUCCCGGGUGCGAAGAGAUCGAGAUUCGUGAUAUGUUGGAAAAAAACGACCUCAUCGAACAAGCCGUCCCGAAGAAAUCGUCAAAGCUCUCCGCGCUAUGCGGUCACCGCACAAUGGUGAGCAAACUCUGGUGCCAAGAGAUUGGCCGCAGGUGGAGACAGGCGGCUAAACAGAAGCCACCGCAGGCGCAUGUGCUGUCCGAACCCAAGUGCCAAUCGUAUGUGUCCAUCUGGUAUCUGUACUACCGUUGGAUCAUCUUCCUCAUCUGGGCCGCUUUUGUCGUAUGUUCGCUGUUUGAAUUUGGCAGUUACAAACCACUAAUGCAGUAUGAGAAAUGGCCAAUCUAUCUGACCAACUGGGACAUGGCUCUGGGCUUUAUACAAGCGCUGAUUGGCAGUAUCCUCGUAUCGAAGCGAUGGCGAUUGCAGAAGACAUCCGGCUUUGAUCCUUGCAGUCUCAAAUUGGAGUCCACUGAGCGACUGUACUGGUUUCUGUAUGUCGUCACUACCAACAUGGCAAUUGGCGUGACGGUGUCCUACUGGCUCGCCGUAUAUAAUCCAGCGAUCCAUCAGGUGGACCCGCUCAACAUCAUGAUGCACGUGUGUAACAGCGUGUUGAUGCUGAUUGAUCUAUUUGUCACCAACAUACCGUUCCGCCUGCGGAACUUCUGGUGGUGCCUAUCGAUCGUUAUGUUCUACGUAAUUUUCUCAGUGAUUUACUAUGUUGCUGGCGGCCUUGACAAGCAUGGUUAUCACUACAUCUACAAAAUCCUUGAUUGGAAGAAACCAGUGCGGACGUCACUCGUUUGUAUCGGCGGUUUCACGUUCGUGACAGUGCUGCAUUGCAUCACUUGUUUGUUGGCGAACAUCAGAGACCGGAUCUAUCGUAAGAUAGAUACUGAGAAAUUCAACAAACCUGUGCACAUAGAUAUGACGAAUGACAAACCACUUCCGGAAAAACCAACGGAAGUAGUUUAAUAAAUAAAUUAAAAAUUUAUUUAGAAAUAUUUGUUAAUAUCUCCUCAGCAUAUAAGGUCCCAAAGCAUGGAACCGAAUUUCAUAUUCGAUAAGUUGAAAUGAAACGUGUUU
Messenger RNA from Mycetomoellerius zeteki, 1262 nucleotides. Its product is annotated as protein rolling stone. The coding region runs from base 171 to 1151 and encodes 326 amino acids. The transcript has 2 exons. Gene Ontology annotation, cellular component: membrane. The record is from RefSeq and is a predicted model, not a curated record. Lineage: Eukaryota; Metazoa; Arthropoda; Insecta; Hymenoptera; Formicidae.